AUGUCUUGCAUUGCGAGCGAAUUUUAUGCAAGUGUUGGUUAUGGGAAAACUGAAAAGAAACAAGUUAUGAAUGCGCUAAUCUUUCUCUUGGCUCUAGUGCUUGUGGCUUGCAGCGCUGAUGAGGCAUGCAAAAGCAACGCUGGUUGUAAAGAUGGAUGUGUCUGCAAGAAUGGAAUAUGUGGAUCUUGCAAGAGGUGCCCUAUGAAUCAUCCAGGUUACGGUAUGAUGUUGAUAAGAGACGAAGUCGGAUGUAAAGAUGUGGAAUACAGAAAUGAAGACAACUGUCCGCUUAUGAAAUGUGUGUGACAAAAAGCAAUAAAUG
Molecule: messenger RNA, 322 nt
Organism: Cylicocyclus nassatus
Lineage: Eukaryota; Metazoa; Nematoda; Chromadorea; Rhabditida; Strongylidae
Source: the annotation of a GenBank genome assembly